This is a messenger RNA of Trichomycterus rosablanca, 2648 nucleotides long. It is a transcript of the gene map2k2b, whose product is annotated as mitogen-activated protein kinase kinase 2b. Gene Ontology annotation, biological process: protein phosphorylation. The transcript has 11 exons. The coding region runs from base 320 to 1498 and encodes 392 amino acids. The record is from RefSeq and is a predicted model, not a curated record. Lineage: Eukaryota; Metazoa; Chordata; Actinopteri; Siluriformes; Trichomycteridae. Gene Ontology annotation, molecular function: protein kinase activity; ATP binding.
AAAUGUGCUAUUUGUAGACCAGAUAAAUUCAUUUGAGAAGGAUUUAUGUAGGCUAAGCUUUCUAGUACAUAGUUUACCAAAGCUUUUUGCUCGAGCACCUGUUAACCUGCUGUUCACUUCAUGAGUCUUGAACUGUAGGCCUGUUGUUUUAAUCAGUUUUGAAUCAGCUUGAUUUCAUAAUUUUAUAUAAUACAGAAUUAACAGUGAUCUGCUCAGAACUGAGUAAGCCAAAGUCUCUGAUUAAGCAGAUAUAUUUCUAAUGAAGCCCCUCAUCUUCAGCUGAUCUUCCUGCCAGUUUAACAGAACUUGUUGUCGAGUCAUGGCUCCCAAAAAGAAACCAGACCCCUUAAAAAUAGGUGGCAGUGAAGGAGCAAAGAACACAGCCUUAAAUAUAGGAGCUGCCUCAGAAGCAAACCUUGAGGCCCUGCAGAAGAAACUAGAGGAGUUGGACCUGGAUGAACAGCAGAAGAAGCGUUUAGAAGCCUUCCUCACACAAAAAGCCAAAGUAGGAGAGCUGAAGGAUGAUGACUUUCAGCGCAUUUGUGAGCUCGGUGCAGGAAACGGAGGUGUGGUUAAUAAAGUCUGCCACAAACCCUCAGGACUGAUCAUGGCCAGAAAGAUGAUUCAUCUUGAGAUCAAGCAAGCAAUCAGGAACCAGAUCAUUAGAGAGUUGCAGGUCCUACAUGAGUGCAACUCUCCUUAUAUAGUGGGCUUUUAUGGAGCUUUCUACAAUGAUGGAGAGAUCAGCGUCUGUAUGGAGCACAUGGAUGGAGGCUCUCUGGAUCAAGUACUCAAAGAGGCUCGGAGAAUUCCUGAAGAAAUCCUAGGAAAAGUCAGUAUAGCUGUUUUAAGAGGUCUUGCAUAUCUCAGAGAAAAACAUCAGAUCAUGCAUAGAGAUGUCAAGCCAUCAAACAUAUUGGUAAACUCUAGAGGGGAAAUCAAGCUGUGUGAUUUUGGAGUGAGUGGCCAGCUCAUUGACUCCAUGGCCAAUUCUUUCGUAGGCACAAGGUCGUACAUGUCUCCGGAGCGACUGCAGGGGACUCAUUACUCAGUGCAGUCGGAUGUUUGGAGUAUGGGACUGUCUCUAGUGGAACUGGCUAUUGGACGCUACCCUAUCCCCUCCCCUGACGCAAAGGAGCUGGAGGCUAUUUUUGGUCGCCCCAUAGCCGACGGAGAAAUGCAGAGUACUUCCCCACGACCCAGACCUCCAGGAAGACCCGUCAGCGGUCAUGGCCCUGUCAUGGCUAUAUUUGAACUGCUGGAGUACAUAGUCAAUGAGCCUCCUCCUAAACUGCCUCAAGGAGUCUUCACUGCAGAUUUCCACGACUUUGUGACCAAAUGUCUUAUCAAAAACCCUGCAGAUAGAGCAGACCUGAAGAUGCUAAUGAACCACACGUUCAUUAAGCGCGCUGAAGUGGAGGAGGUCGACUUUGCAGGCUGGCUGUGUAAAACAAUGGGGCUUAACCAACCCAGCACACCCACCCGGACGUCAGAAUAACUGAGUGACGGAAGCACUUUCAGUCUCACUCGCUCACCUUCAGUCUCUCUGCUUCACUGGGACACACUGAACCAACUUUUAGUUGAAGUCAAACGUUUAGAUACACUUUAUACGCCUGUGUGGCGUAUAUCAUGGCAGUUUUGGCAUUUUCAGGAGCAUAAAUAUUUUAAACACAUUAUUUUGACAUUUCCACAAGUGACACAAUUUGUCAGCUCUGAAUUUACAUACAGCAUCUAAGAUUAUUCAGUGUGUGAUAAAAAAAAUAGCCUGAACGAAUUCCUGUCUAGUGAUUAAUUGACUCUUGCAGGAGGCUUCAGCCCAUAUAAAUAGAGCUCGUCUGACUGCACCCAUUACAAAUGCAACGGAAAUUUCGGGGUGGGAAAAACAGGCCCACCAUACUUAGGAAUCUGCUGGAUUUGAGAUGCUACUGUCUACAGUCAAGUUAGCUUUACAUCAUCAUGGGCUUUAAAGGCUGUUGUGCAAGUAAAAAAAAGCCCCUGCUUCUGCUUUUCUAUUGUUUAUGUGAUUAGCUACGAACUUCAAUCAUGCUUUAAUGUGCUUUUUUGGAGCAGGGGCUGUUUUGUACUGCAGCCUUUAAGCCCAUGGCAAUGUCAAGCAUGCUCGUCUGUGUUAAAUGCUUAUACUGUAGCUGUAUGUAUUCUUUUAAUCCAGCUGGUUUUGCUAUUAUUUUAAAAAGAAACUCACUUUCUUAACCACUUAUCCAAUUAGGGUUGCGGUGCUGGAGCCUAUUCCAGCUUUUCAAUGGGCGAAAGGCUCAGUAACAUUUAACUUAAUAAAAUACAUACGUUGAAUUUAUAAAAAGGACAUCUUUGGACAAUUGUGUAAAUGUUUCAAUGACUUUGUCACAGAAAAAGCAUACAUUUUUUAAAAAUACAUAUGUAUGUAAACGUUUGACUUCACCUGUACAUUGCAAUCAUUCUACAUCCUGUUUUAUAGAGUAUCUUGCUCGUUGAAAUAUCACAAAUUAACUGUACUUUUGCAUCCACACAUGCAUGCACGAAUCAAAUUAAGGCGUCUCAGGUGAAUCUUGCAUAAGGAAAUACUUGUAUAGAUAUAAACAAUCUUUAUCUGGACCUACAUUAUAUGCUACAGUUAAUAUAUGCAGUAAAAUAUUAAAUGUUCCCCUUAA